Messenger RNA from Corylus avellana, 728 nucleotides. The record is from RefSeq and is a predicted model, not a curated record. NCBI's taxonomy places the organism in Eukaryota, Viridiplantae, Streptophyta, Magnoliopsida, Fagales, Betulaceae.
CUCUUCAUAUUUCUUUGCAGCCAUUUACCGGAGGAGUUCAGGAAUCCUGACACCUUAAAAUGGAUGCUACAAAAUCCACAAUAUCGUCAACAACUUGAGGAGAUGCUGAAUAAUAUGACCGGAAGCAGCGAAUGGGACAAGAGAAUGAUGGAUUCCUUGAAAAAUUUUGAUCUUAACAGUCCUGAUGUUAAGCAGCAGUUUGAUCAAAUUGGGCUUUCACCUGAAGAAACUAUUGCAAAAAUAAUGGCCAACCCUGAAGUUGCCCAGGCCUUUCAAAACCCAAGAGUCCAAGCAGCAAUCAUGGAUUGUUCACAGAACCCACUGAGCAUUGCAAAAUAUCAAAAUGACAAGGAGGUUAUGGAUCUUUUCAAUAAAUUAACCGAACUCUUCCCUGGAGUGACCGGUCCACCAUGAUUGUCUUGGUUCAUUCACAGUUACUCGAUGGUGGAGUAGAAAUGCUCAUUAUUUGUUCUUCAUGACCAAGGUGGUAGAACAAAACCCUAAAUCUAAAGCAUGCAUGAGUGAAGUUCUAAAUUUUGACCAGUUCUUGUAGACUUAAUUCAGCUAAGAGUUCCCUCGCCUCAUCAUCCCAUGGUCUGAAUAUGUAGAUGGUUGAAUAAGUUUGCUAGUUGUGAUCAGUUAGUUAAACUCUUAUUUUGUUGUACUUAAUGCAAUAAAUUUGCUUGCAUAGCAAAAUACCUCUUGAUAAUGUCAUGGGAUUUAUCUCU